Molecule: messenger RNA, 4316 nt
Organism: Marasmius oreades (fairy-ring Marasmius)
Lineage: Eukaryota; Fungi; Basidiomycota; Agaricomycetes; Agaricales; Marasmiaceae
Exons: 3
Coding region: 174-3863 (1229 amino acids)
Source: RefSeq, a predicted model, not a curated record
GGGUCUGUCACCUCGUUGUCCAUCAUCGCCAGGUUCAGGCUCAUCAAAGGCCUCUAUAUCUUCAUCCACGAGCUGUGGCUCUGCAUUGUGAUACGUUUUGUAGAGGCGCACGAUCUCAAGAAAAUAUCGUUGUCAGGAAUCAAUAGAACCCAGCGUGGGGUCGGGCCCUGGAAAUGGCACUGUCUGUGUCCAGUGACUCGGACAAUCACAAUAGUGGAGAUGGAUCAGCUAGCAACGUCUACGACCGACAUCACCAUCAUCAUACUAUCCACAGCCAUAACCCUCAGAUGGACAUAGCUCAAUGGAAUCACGACAACGGUGCUUCACAAGACCAGGAUCAAUUUGAAGCGGGACAUCAUCCUGUUUCCACCGAAUCGUGGACCACCUUUGGCGUUCAAACCGAAAAUCGUGCAAGGGCUGCCAGUAAUCCAAAUCCCAACUCCAGAAGACCGAGUUUGAGACUACAUAUCAACAACCAAUUCCCACCUCAGCAGCAACACCGGUACCAGCAAUUACCCAUGUCAGUCCUUCCACCACCCGUUCUACCGCCUCGGCCAGACUUGAACUUGAAUCAUACCUUGCUGGCAAAGCAUCCUCACCAUUACAUUUCACCACUUCAAAAUGAUCGGAGGUUGCCUCUACCCCAUGUGCCAGCUGUGACGAGUCAUAGGCUACCAGACUUGCAUGCACAGAACAACUCGAGGUCACCCUCACCUCGCAACGCCACCAUCAUCUCAACACCAUCCACUACAGCAUCAGGUUUCGCUACGCCCUCACCUUUCGGUGGCCCCCCGACGAAGGUCGUGAGCACCACCAAUUCAACCCCCUCAACGGGUUCCGCCUCCUCGAAACGGAGUGGUGGGUUUCAGCUUCCAUUUUCAUCACCCGCAGGAUCGUCGUCUUCACCAAAUCUUAAUACCACUUUACCAGUGGUUGAAGAAGUUUUUCUUUCACCGCAACCUCCCGGUUCCGCUAUUGGUGGGUUCAAUAUGAGCGGCGGCGCUGGGAGAAGACCACUACCGGUACCCCCACCGCCUUCAAGGCCUGCUUCAAGGAAUGCAAAUCCCCCCUCCGCAUCGGUUGCUAACCAUACGCCCAUCGGACCGAGGGUUAACUCGCCGCUUCGAAGUGCACCCGCCAGAGCGAUUGAACGUGGAUCUGGACAUACGAGAAGCAGCAGCGAUGUGGAAAGCGGGUCAGAACUUAUGUUCUUGAGUGGAGGAAAGGGAAAAGGUAGAGCUCCUGGAUACAAGAGUUUGGAAGAGCCAGAGCCUCCAGAUCCGGAGAUGCUCCCGUACCAUGCGCGUUCAGAGAAGUGGAAGGGUAAGCAGAAGGUGAGGGACCUUCCGCCCAGUCCCACGUCACCUAGAUCCCCUACAUCACCUAGAGAGAGGAGAAGCCCGGUGUUCAUGAGUUCUGCGUUUCCGACACCAAACGCGAACUCGCACAAUGGCACUGCAACGUCACGGCGAUCUUCAGCUCAUUCACCCUCACUUCCUAGCCUUAACACGACCUACAUACAACAUCAGGAAGCCGUCACGAAUCCAGGUUACAUGUCCAGUGCUGGUCUACCAGUAACCGUUAACACAACCUCUGGAAUACCAUCCGAUAACCUUGGCAUCGAUUUACCUCCCUCACUCACAUACAAAUCACCCAUUUCUGCUAAAUCAACUGUAGCUAGUGGAGGAAUCAGUAAAAGGACAGGCAUCCGCAGGAGCGGGAGUGUCUCGAGUAUCCGGAGCAAUUCUAGUUGGAGGAGUAGUAAAAGUGGACAUUCAGUAUCUGGAUGGGCUGGAAAAGUGUUUGGCGGAGGUAGUGCAAAGCAAGAGCAAUCUCACUCGGCCAACUCGUCCCCUGUCGUCCCCGGAGCUGCAUUUACAACCAGUACCAACGGCAUCUUCAAUUACGACAAUAACUUCAGUACCUAUACACCCUCUUCAGGCAAUGGUUCGAAUCCUGGUACUCCAAGGCAACCACCGACACCCAGAAUACAAAUCCCUACUACCCCAUCAUUUCUUCCACCUCCGCCUCCAUUGCCUGCUGCAUCCCAUACUCAUACGCUUCCAACAAUCAGUUCUCCGGUCGCCACAAAUGCCCGAUCACCUCUACCCCCCCCUCCUGUACCUCCUAUGCAAGGAACUCCAACCCCUCCUGCCACGGUUAUCUCACGUCGUAACACGAAACAUAGAGGGGGAUAUUUUGUGGCGAAUAGAUCCAGCAUGGAGAGUAUCUCCUCCCUGGCAGUCAAAGAACAACCACCCAUGCCUACUCAAGCGAACGGUUCGGUGGACUCGUUUGGGUCCUCUGGAUCUAGUUCUAGUGGAGGGUCCGCGGCUACUGUGGAUGCAAUCUCGCUCGACAAAGAUCAGGAGUCGUAUAUGUUCUAUGAUGGUUCUGGAUCUGGUGGAACGAGCCAAGAUAGCUUGAGCUUGUCGACUGGUUUACGGACGCCUCCCACUCCCACACCCACACUUCCCUCUCUACUAGAAGGGGACAUCGGUCAUGCACAUGCUGGAUACGAUGUUGACGACGAUAGAGUGUACAUUGACGACGGUUAUGACGAUCCUAGUCAUGGACAUGGAGAUUUGGUUGUAUAUCAGGAAGAUAUUGUGGACGACGUUGGUGUGAAUGAGUUGGGAGCGUUUACGGCUGUCCCUGGAAGCCCGGGUGAACGUGAAUUUGAGACUCGAUGGAGCGGGCUGGUAUUGGCAGAUGGGAAGGACGACAGUCCGUUGAGUCCGAUGAUUUAUGCGAGGGAUGAAGAUGACUACUCGGAUCCAGAAGAUUUGGGCGGUGCGAUUUCUUCUGCGAGACAGACACCGAAAGGCAAGAGGACUCCUACAGCUGCAGUAAUUACGGAUGCUUUUGAAGAGUUUGUAUAUGUUUCCGGGGGUGGCAGGGUGUCACGUUCGGCGACCUCUGUUUCGGUCGCUUCGAAGCAAGCUAGUACUAGUCUCGGUCGUUCAGCUCAAUCUCAACCUCCUGUGCCAAUCUUGCCCGGGCAAGUAUUGGACGAUCCGAGCGAUAUACUUGGAGGUGAGGUGGAGAUGGUUUUUGCUGAUCACACAUCACCUAGACGGAGAGAGAGAAGAUCGAGUUAUGUGUUGGGGCUGGGUGGUUUAGAUGACGACUCCGAUGAUGACGAAAGGGAGCUUGUGAAGGGGAAGUGGAGGAGAAAGAAACCGAUUCCGGAAAUUGGUGUGACGAGAGCUGCUAGCGUCGGUGGUUUGAGGAGGUACCAGUCUGAGGAAAGGCUGAUUCAGGGCGGUGUUGAUGACAAAAGAGCACAGACAUUACCUGCUCAUUCCGUCGAGCCGGUAAGAUUGUCGCCAAAUCGUUAUGUGGAACCAGAGCCUCUUGCGUCAGCCGAGUUCAGCCAUCGCUCAAGGUCUCAUCAAGGACAUUCAUCGAUAUCUAUUCCUCGUAAUAUCAGCCGCAACUCGAGCAACACUCUUCCACCCCAUGUGCUCAACUACGAUUACGCGGUCUCGGCUGGCGCUGGUGGUACCUUCAUUGGCGUUGGUGGACUACCUGCACAGUAUCCUUUCCUUUCCACCCAGAGUGCAGAGACCGAUUCAAGAGCGCAAAAGGAAGCUGAGAGAGACAGAGACCGAGACCGAGACGAGAGGUAUAGUAUUCGGUCUACGCGUUCUUCACGCAAAACGAAAUCCGGUGCAAGUACGAAGAGGGGAGUGUCGGUGCCCACUCCGGAUCAGUUCAAGGAAAUCCCAAAGGAGCAUGUCAGAAAGCAACUCGAUAGCCUCGCGCCGAAGCAAGUGAGCUAUGACCUUUGGGUUGGGAGAGGACUUGCUCCGCCUCCUCCUGAGAAGAAGAAAAAUGUUCUGACCAAAGCUCAGAUUUAAUUUAUUUUCUUGCAAGUACAUAUUUGAAAUGUGAGUCUACCUCACGGAUAUCUCUUUUUUAUAGGCUCAAAUCGUACAUAGGUUCCUUGUUUUGUUCUCCGUUGGUGGACGAGUUCUUGUCAUUUUCUAUUACAAUACCUAUCUAUUCUGCAUAUCGAAAUCAAGUUGCAUCUAUUAUUUGUGCCUCAAUAAUCCACACUCACUGUGCGUAUCUUGCAUCAUGUAUUUUUACAUGGUUCUGCCGACUCUUUGUUUCGCCUCACUUCACCAUGAACACCUGAACUCGCAAUACAUACCCCCCAGUUCUGGGUCUUGAUUUGUAGAUAUGUAGCCUUGUACCACUGGUUUUUUUUUCUAGUUUGUUACUUUGUGAUAAUUUAUGAGUUUCGUAAACCGUUGCAGGUCUCCAUAUUAUUAUCAAUGAUAGAUAGAUAGAUAGAUAGAUAGAUUACG